Messenger RNA from Eurytemora carolleeae, 3160 nucleotides. RefSeq lists its product as uncharacterized. NCBI's taxonomy places the organism in Eukaryota, Metazoa, Arthropoda, Copepoda, Calanoida, Temoridae. Gene Ontology annotation, biological process: DNA integration. Gene Ontology annotation, molecular function: nucleic acid binding. The record is from RefSeq and is a predicted model, not a curated record.
UUCACCUCAUGUCCUUAUGAAACCCUUAAAAGUUCUGUUACCUUUAACCGGCGCAAAUGUAAAAUACGAACCUAAGCCUGUGCAUCAUACAGCUUUUGAAGAAAUGAAAACGUUACUUACAAAAACUCCGCUUUUCUCCAAUAUUGUGGAUCCUAAGUUACCAAAAAUUCUAUUUACUGACGCCAGUGCAUCUAAAGGUUCGUGUUUUUCCGCAGUUUUAGGCCAAGUGUCUACUCUUUCACCUGAUAAACUUGUGGUUCCCAGUUAUCUAAGUUUAAAUGAUCCUGUGCAUGCUCUAAUUUAUGAUAAACGUUUAUGUUUUCAGCCUUGUGAUAUUUAUUUUCAUGACACCUUUAUACCAAAAUCUACUCUCCCUAAAUCUAAAACACGAUUUAGUCCCAUCCCCGAUUUGUCGUAUUUGCAAUGCCCAUACCUAGGUUAUUCUAAAGAGACUAUUCACGAUUCUCUCUUCAUUUCUAUUAGGUCAAUUCAAUAUGUUUAUCAAUGUUCUUUUCUCUCUAUUUCUCAUAUGCGAGAAAUCACUAUUCAACGUGCUACAGACAGUCUUAUUAUUAAACAAAAAAUCCUACAAAACCAAUUUCAUAAUAAUUUAAAUGAUUAUAAACUUUUUACUAAUAAUUUCCUUCAUAAUCAAGGACCUCUAGACAAUAAUUUAGAAUUGCUUACGGCCCUCGCCCUGUCUCUUUAUCGAACUAUUAUCGUCAUUUCUUCUCUGGAAAUUCACUCAAAAAACCCAAUUCUUAAAUUCAACCCACAUGUUGAAAAGCCCCCGUUCAUUUUAGGCCUUUACAGUAAAUCAGAUAUUUUAAUUUUUCGUCCUUAUUAUAUUGACAAAAAUUCGGAUUUUGAUCUUAAACAAUUAGAAAAAUUUCAAAUUGUUCAUUUUUGGUCUAAAAUUAUCCCCAAUGAUUAUUUAACUAAACCCAUAUUGGAAUUAGAAUUGAUGGCUCUUUUAUUAGCAUUAAAUGGUCUAGACAAAUUAAUUGGUAAUAGUGAACUUUUAGCUAUUACUGAUUCUAAGAGUUUAUUUCUUUUAUUUGCUAACCCUCUUCAUAAAUCAUCCACUAAAAUUGCAAGAUGGAGUGAUAAACUAUAUAGUGAUUAUCCUAAUUUAAAACUCCGCUUUGUUAAUACAAAACUAAAUAUCGCAGACUAUUUAUCACGUGAUUUUUCAAUUGACACUUCUGAUAUUAAACGAAUUCCUUUUAAAAAUUACUCUGUUCCUGAUUUAGAUGACCAUUUAGAUUCUUCUAAAACCUUUUCUCUCCCAGAGUGGAAAGAUUUUGUUAACAAAAAUUUACAUUUAUUAAAAGUAGUCUCAACUGAACCCACAAAUCAGGUCGUACUUUCCCUUAAUAAAACUGUUCAAGAUAUGACCAAACUCCUUGAACCUAUUAACGCUUUAAAAAAACGAAUUUCUUUUGCAAAUAUUGCAUUACAACAAAAACUUCAAUUUAAUCAAAUAAUUAAUAACUGCCUUAAAUCCGAUAAUCAAUCUACGACUUUUGAAACCAAACAUUAUAAAUAUCAAAAUGGUUUAUUGUACUGUUUUGACCAAGGUGUACAACGUAUUGUUGUCCCUAAAUCUUUAGAAGGCUUAAUGAUCGCUCAUUACCAUUUAGCCUACGCACAUGCUGGCCUAGCCAAAAUGUCUGCUUUAAUGUUUACUUACUAUUUUCCGCAAAAAUUAGAAAAAAUAAAAAAUCUUGCCGCUCGGUGCCACCCUUGUGCGCUCAAUAAUAUGACUAACAGAAAACAUAAAUCUGGAAUGUACCCUUUACCACAAAACGUUUUUACCACAAUAUUUGCAGAUUUAGCUGAAAACCUUAACCCUAGUGGAGGUUUUCAACAUCUUUUAAUCAUUGUUUGUGGUUUAUCUGGUUUUAUUCGUGUAUAUCCGUUAAAAUCUAAAACUUCUGAUAAGAUAUUAUUCCAUCUUUUAUAUGAUAUUUUCCAAUACUUUUCUGUCCAAUAUUUUAUAAGUGACAAUGCCCCGUGUUUUAGUGAAAAACACUUUCUAGCAACUUUACAAAUUCUAGGCAUUAAAAAGAUUCAAAUUGCCUCUCUUUCUCCUACUUCUAACGCGAUCGCUGAGCGAUCUGUUGGAAUCAUUAAAAAACUAUUAAAGAAAACUCUUACCACAUUUGAUACGUAUAAUUGGAAUACUAUCUUGCCGUUAGUUGUUAAACAGUUCAAUUCUACAGUGUGCAUUAAAACCAAUUAUUCUCCGUUAACGAUGCUCCACGGUUUGAACUCGGUUCAUAACCACUCCGAUCUCACGAAACCUCUCCCCUCAAAACUUUAUCCACUCCUAGAAAACCACAAAUCUUACGUAGAACAAAAGUUUAAAGAAAAAGAAAUAGUUUUAAAAUUCGUUAGAGAAUCACUUUAUGAAUACAAAAUUGCAACUCAAGAAAAAUUUGAUAAAAAUAAAGUUGUUCACAAUUUUCAAAAAGGAGAUUAUGUUUUCUUGAAAGACACGAAAAUCACUUUAGGAGCUUCACGCCCUUUAAGAAGUUAUUAUAGCAGUGACCCUUAUGUAGUUUUAGAGGUCAAACAUACUACACUACUAUUACAAAGAUUAGCAGAUGGAUUCCAGUCCAUCUAUAAUAUGAAUAUGGUUAAGAAAUAUUCACCGUUAAGUUCCGAAUUUUCUGAUCUCCCUUUGGAAGUUAGAGAUAUUUUAGUUCAUACCUUUGAUAAAUUAGACAGAUUACAUUUUGAAAAGUUAAGAGAAUUAGGCACUUUAGAUCACCCUAAUGGAAAUAUCUUAGAUUAUGAACUUUUAGCAGAACAUCAAAGUGAAGAUUUACAAAAUGAAAAUGCCAUGUACCCAUCUGAUUUGAAUCCUGUAUUAGAACCUAAUCCAGAAAAUGGUAACAUAGAUAAUAAUAAUACUCUUAAUCUAGGUGAUGCUGAGCUAAACCCAUCUCUGAAAUCUAAUCCUGAAGAUAAAUUAGAACCAACAGAUUUAGAUAUCUCUACACCAACAUCAGUUCCAACCAAGCCUAAAAGGAAUAAAUCUAAGGUGCCUCCUAUUUCUAUGCAAACAAGAGCUGCUAAAUUAAAAGAAACUCUUAAUUCUGAUUCAGAAUCUGAUUCAGAAACCAAAGAAGUUAGUUUUAACACAGAUUUAUAA